AUGGUCAUGCUGUCCACUGGAACGGCCUCGGCGGCAACGUUGUCUGCCUCCUUUGUCAAGGCAGAGCUGAAGGUGGGCAGCAAGCUGCAAGACUACCCGGAUUACUACAGGGUCAUGAAAGCAACUGAUGGGACCUCGGUGGCACUCUCCAAGUUUGAAGGGAAGAGCCCUGUAGUGGUCUUCUUCUAUCCAAAGGCAGCAACACCCGGGUGCACAAAGGAGGCAUGCGCCUUCAGGGAUGCAUAUGGCAAGUUCAAGGACGCCGGAGCCCAGGUCUUUGGCGUCAGCUCAGAUGGCGUUCAGGCCAACAGCGAGUUUGCCAAGGCUCAGAGGCUACCGUACCCCUUGUUGACAGACCAGAGCGAGUUCCUGCGCAAGUCCUUUGGCAUCAAGGGAGAUCUGCUGGGCUUGUUGCCUGGCAGGCAGACAUACGUCAUCGACAAGAGCGGCAAGGUUGCUCUGUCCUUCAAUGACCAGUUCAAUCCCGAGAAGCAUGUGGAGGAGGCUCUCAAGGUCAUCAAGACACUGGUGUGA
Messenger RNA from Coccomyxa subellipsoidea C-169, 534 nucleotides. Its product is annotated as thioredoxin dependent peroxidase. NCBI's taxonomy places the organism in Eukaryota, Viridiplantae, Chlorophyta, Trebouxiophyceae, Coccomyxaceae. Gene Ontology annotation, biological process: cellular response to oxidative stress; cell redox homeostasis. Gene Ontology annotation, molecular function: thioredoxin peroxidase activity. The transcript has 7 exons. Gene Ontology annotation, cellular component: cytoplasm. The record is from RefSeq and is a predicted model, not a curated record. The coding region runs from base 1 to 534 and encodes 177 amino acids.